CAUGGCCGCUUGCAAUGUUUGCGUGAUCUGUUUCUGGGUACUCAUGGCUGAGAAUGCAGUUGGGGCAUUUGAGACCAAGGCUGCCCCACGUUUUCUACCUUCAAAAUACUUUACAUCCCUUAUUAAAGGCAAGCCAUCACAACAAGAAAAGAUGGAGAAGCGUGUUCAGGACAUCGAAAAGACAAUCGGGAGUCUCUUUUAUCUCAAUGAAAACAAAGAGCGUCGUCUUGGAUACCUGGAGACCACAAUAGCCAAUCUGACGUCCAAGUUUGAUGUCGACUGUGGUUCACCGACUCCUUGUGACGACACAGACGUUGUCUACAGUUCAACAGGUCUAUAUGCCGUCGCAAACUACAAGUGCAAGAAGGGUUUGCUGAACAUCACUCCAGAGCAGGAGGUGAUGAGUUUCUGCGAGACAGACGGGUCCUGGACGAAGGUCAAAAUGAAGUGUGCAAACAUAUCGAGUUGUUGGUGGAUAUCUCAACGACAAGCGGCAUAUACUGGAACUCAAUCAACGACCAGUUCCGGCAAGAUCUGCCAGCGAUGGGAUUCUCAAGAGCCCCACACUCACGAGUACACAGACGAUGACAAGUUCGUUAUCUCAGGCUUUGACGCUCCUCAAAAUGUAACAGGAUCUGCUAACUACUGCCGUGACCCAUCACGUGACGGGUAUUUGUGGUGUUACACCACGGAUUCCGAUGAUCGGUGGGAAACGUGUGAGGUCCCUCUGUGUAACCCGUAGCACUGAAUUGAAUAGAAGUACGACACUGGCCCAAAGGAUCUCUCCUACCGACUUUCAACAACACGUUUGUCCUAUUUUCAUUCAUUGGAAGGGAGACAGCUGCAACAUUGCUAAUGCGCCGUCAAUCAAUAGCCACUCACUUACUCAACAGUUUAACAUUGGUGACAUUUUUUUAUUUUUAAAAAAAUUGUUUUUAUUCAUUCCAGAGGGUACAUAGUCAUCGUAUCACAAGAGGCAUCAAAUUACAUGUUAAUUAUAAUGAGGAAAAUGUACAGGAAGUGAUAUGACAGUAGGUUCACCUUUCAUACUUUGUAAUAAUUGUAAGAGAUAUAAGGAUUAAUUGAUUCAGGAAGCUAAUCCGCCUGCGUUAUGGUUUUCUCCAAUAAACUCCAUUUUUUAGAGAAAGAACUAAUUGUUCCGUUUUGGUGACAUUGGUGACAUUUGUUAAUACGCGAUACUGUCACUACAAUGGAGAUACUGCAACAACAACAACGGCAUCAGUAGUAUCCCAACCAUGUUCAAUGAUGGAUUUCUACAGCGAGAGACCUGAUAGGUUCUAUUGAAGGAAAACCUGUAAUUUCGUGUUUUUGCAAAAUAAACAUCUGUCAGUGUCA
Haliotis rufescens (red abalone) is the source of this 1356-nucleotide messenger RNA. Its product is annotated as hepatocyte growth factor-like. Gene Ontology annotation, molecular function: signaling receptor binding; endopeptidase activity. The record is from RefSeq and is a predicted model, not a curated record. Lineage: Eukaryota; Metazoa; Mollusca; Gastropoda; Lepetellida; Haliotidae. The transcript has 5 exons. Bases 2 to 742 code for a protein of 246 amino acids.